Messenger RNA from Microdochium trichocladiopsis, 1179 nucleotides. RefSeq names its product aspartic peptidase domain-containing protein. The record is from RefSeq and is a predicted model, not a curated record. NCBI's taxonomy places the organism in Eukaryota, Fungi, Ascomycota, Sordariomycetes, Xylariales, Microdochiaceae. Gene Ontology annotation, biological process: proteolysis. Gene Ontology annotation, molecular function: aspartic-type endopeptidase activity. The transcript has a single exon. The coding region runs from base 1 to 1179 and encodes 392 amino acids.
AUGGUCGCCGUCGCACUUCCCGCCGUCGCGGCCGCCGCGGCCAAUACGGUCUCGAUGCCCGUAUACUACGAGCCGUAUGUCAGCACACAGGUGCUUGCCAACUUUACCUGGGGCACGCCUGCGUCCGGCCCCAUCCAGACCGUCAUCGACACGGGCAGCCCGGGCUUCUGGGUCUGGGGCCCCAAUGCCACGGUCAACAGCGGCUCGCCGUACCUCUUUGUCCCGGGCCCAUGCAACCGCACCGCAGAGCCCUUUUUCGACUGGCCGGCGUCAUCGACGCACACGAACCAGACGACGGGGCGCGCCACCUAUGCGUACGGCGGCAACGGCAAGAUCAUCGCGUGCCCCUUUGGGCUCAACGACACGCUGGGCUUCGGCAGCAGCACCGACUACCCGCCGAUGCCCAACCAGCAGGUCAGCAUCUGCGACUACGCCAUCAUCAAGGACCGCUCGUGCGAGAUCUAUUAUGACAAGAGCAUCCUCGGCCUCUCGCCCUACGUGGGCAACGGCCCGCGCUUCCGCGACAACCUGCUCGCCGACGGCCUCGUGACCGACACAGUCUUCUCCAUGUGGUUCGACGCCCUGCCCGGCGACGUCAACGACCCGCAGACGGGCACCCUGCUCUUCGGGGCCGUCCCGGACGCGUCCCACUACACGGGCAGCCUGGUGACGGUCAACCAGACGCAGCCCGAGGGCGGCUUCUACUACGCGGCGCUGCCCGAGGUCCGCGGGACCCGCAUCGACGACCCGGCCGCCGAGUCGCAGGCCAUCGACAUCUUCACGCCCCCGAGCGGCGUCAUCCCAGACUGCCUCGUCGACUCGGGCACCCACGGCCUGACUUUUCCCCUCGACGCCGCGGACCUGCAGGCCAAGACGGGCCUGGUCGAGAACGCGCCGUACGUCAACCUCGCCUACCCGGCCCCCUGCAACGACAUCCCCGCCGACGCCACGCUCGACCUCGUCUUCACCGGCCUGGCCGCGGGCGAAAAGGUCACGAUCAAGCUGCCGUACCGCAACAUGGUCCAGGGCCCUGGCGCCCGGGACCCGUCCAUCUGCUCGCUGGCGCUGCAGGUCCAGGACCCUACGUGCGUCCUCGGCGGCACCUUUUACGCGGCUGCCGUGGUCGUCCACGACGAUGUGGGCAAGACGUUGAGCCUCGCCCAGGGCGGUGGUCGUUAA